GCCCCUCUCCUCUCUCCUUGCAUCCCUGUAUCCCUCCCUCUCACUCACUCGCUCCCGGCAGUGCAUCCCCAUCCCCCACUCGGUGGUGGCCGUCUCUUCUCAGCGCUACUGGCCCAACAAAACGCUGCUGUUGGAAGCAGAGCCAGUCCGCACCGACCAAAAGCAGAGCGCACACACGGACAACAGAGCAGAAAAACUCCUAAAUAAGGAACUUGUUUUGUACUAACUCUUUGGCUAAGCUCAUUUGAUUUGCAUAUCCACUUCCACUCCUUCCUCAUUUGCAUACAGCAAGAAUGGCGAGCGGGCAUCCCACAGACAAAUUCAGUUUCAUGUAUCAACCAGACACGCACAAGAGUAAGAACAGGUUAUCUUCAGCCAUGAAUCCAGUCUACAGCCCCGUACAGCCUUCUCCAUACGGAAACCCCAAGAACAUGGCUUUCACAGGCUAUCCAGGAGGCUACCCGGCCACAGCCCCGACAUACACGCCAAAUAUCUAUCAAACAGGCAGUCCUGGGUAUCCACCAGGAUAUACUACAGCUGGCACCCCAUACAAAGUGCCCCCCACCCAGACAAAUGGAGCACCCCCUCCGUAUACCCCCACACCUACUCCCUACCCAACAGCCAUGUACCCAAUCCGCAGUGCCUACCCUCAGCAAAACAUCUACGCACAGGGAGCAUACUACACUCAGCCUGUGUAUGCGGCGCAGCCUCAUGUCAUUCAUCACACCACUGUGGUGCAGCCCAACAGCAUCCCCUCCACAGCCCUGUACCCCGCCCCGGUUCCUGUACCCGCACCCCGCAACAACGGCAUGGCUGCCAUGGGGAUGGUCGCCGGGACAACCAUGGCCAUGAGUGCAGGGACUCUGCUAACGACACCCCAGCAUCCUCCCAUUGGAGCACACCCUGUUACUGUGCCAACCUACAGGCCCCAGGGGACACCUGGCUACAGCUACGUACCGCCUCACUGGUAGAGCCCCCACCGUCAUAUCUGGAGUCCACCAUUGUAUGCAACUGCUCAAAUCUUAGGCGGGGGCUCCCAGCGGAAACCACGGGAACUCCGCACCUGUCGGCAAGAACAAAACUAAAGUGCAACAGCCACUUUACUACUACUAUUAUUAUUAUUAUUGUUACGCAACAUUCUCUUAAAGGUUUUUACAAAGGCUGCUUUUUUAUUUUUUUAUUUUUUCGGUUCAUUUGCCAACCAGUCAUUUGACUAUCUUAUUUUAAUUUUAUAUUUUUAUUUUAUUUUGGCUGUGUCCAUCUUUGGAGCUCCAGAGGGAAACUUGUGUUGGCUGCACCAUGUCUGUGUUGUGUUGGUGUGUGUGUGUGUGUGUGUGUGUGACCCUGCCUGCUCCUAAGUUGGCUGGGAAUUUACAGGCACUUACAUCUCAUCAUCUCUUCAACAACUUUCUGUCUUAUGCUGCCAUUUAGAUAACAUCAGCAGUUGUUUUUUCCAGUUUAUGGGUAACAUUUCAGUGAUGGUUCUUUCAUUUCACCUUGUGUUUUUCUCCUUUUUUUUAUCUCAGUUGUCUUCCAGCAGGUUGCUGUCUUUAAUGGACAGUAUUCAUCACUUCUUUGUCCUUAAUCCCCUUUGUAAGUGCCAUGUCGCUGUGACCAAGCAUUUACACAUCAUUUGUAUUGUCUUAUGCAUCGUACCUAUCAAAAAACAUCACAUAAUUUAUGCCACAUACUAUGCAGGCUAGUAUGUCGUCAAAAUAUUAAUCUAGCUAGCAAACGUGGAGUGUUAAGGUCAUGGUUAGCACUACAACUGCAAAUAUUUAUAAUGACAAGCUACUUUAGAGUAUUGGUGAAUGUGCUCACUUCAAAAUGCAGACACACAAUCACUUAGUGGCACUUAAUGUAAAAUUUACAAUACUUUUAGUUCUGUUUUGACGGAUGCACUCAAAACACACACGCAAUACAGCACAGUCUAGCUAGCGGCACGCGUGCUAGACAGAGCCAGCAGUGAGGAGUUUAAAGGGAAUGGCACUACGGGAGGAGAGGGCGGAGAGUGGGCGGAGAGGAAGAGGAGGGGAGGACAUUUUCACCGCAUUUACUUUCAAGGUGCAAGAAGUCAUCCUCAAGUGACUGCACAGAUGCAUAGCUGUUUGCACUAUUUCUAUUGUACCUAAAUGGUGACAGUGUCAUCUCCUCUUCAUUCUUUUAUCAACAUGAGAACUUAAAGGCAAAGAUUACUAAAAACAAGAAAUUUUUUUUAAAAACUGCACUAAUGGCCGCUGUAAGAGCUAAAACCCCAUCCAAGAGCACAACAGCUCAUUUAGCCACUCUAUAGAAGUAUUUUAGUCUUGUACAUUUCAUUUGACUACAAAUAGAUUAAUUUAGAACUUAAUAAUAAGUUAUAACCUCACCACAUUCAAUUAUACAACCCAAUUAUGACUUGACUUAGUUUUUAUUGAAGAGAGUAGUCUUCAGUUUACCUAAAUACUUUAGUUGUUCAGUUGUACAUUUUACAUUUAUGUAAGAAAUGCAUAACAAAGUUAAGCAAAGGUUAAUUUGAUAAACACAGUUUAGUUAAGAUUGUAGUUUACAAUAUGUUAACUAAGAUAAUAUAGACCCACACACACACACUCCAGUCUUUGCCCUUUAGUCCUCAUGGUGGUCUUUGUUUGGGUCAAAGCUGAGUUAAGCUUGUGGCAUUGCUUGGAUUUCAAAAAAGAAUUAGAAUACAGAAGGAUAUUUACAAAAGCAGAGCAUUUACUGCACGGGUAUGUAGAGGAACAGUCAAUAUUGCAAUAAAAUAAGAGGGAACGCCUCCUACUGUUAUCUAUACAGUAAUUAUUUUAGCAGCAUUUUAACUGAUUUUGAAAUGGCUUAUCAAUGUAAUCUUUUAAUAUAGAUUACAUACUCUGUAUGCAGCCAUUUAAUGAUUAUUAAGCAAUGAGGUGUGGAACAUAUCAGAAAUUUCAGUUUGGAUAACUUUGAGGAAUUAUUGCACAUUUUGAAAGAGAUAAAAAUGCAAAAAAAUACUUAUGAACUAUAUAAUUUAAUGCUAAGUAACAGGUACCUAGGCUUUGUAGUGCAAGGGGCAUGAAUAGGCAAAUUAUAUUGUAAUUACAGAUACAAAACUGAGGUUGUUUGAGUCCAUAUAUUUGUACACUAUUAGUCUACUUAAAAUAACAUUACAAAUAAUCAGCUGAAUGAAAGCCAGCUACUCUUUAUUUGCUUAUUUUUCCAAAGCCCCAAAAAUAACCUUAAUUCUACAACAGCAAGCGUCAUAGGCAUAGUUUGACUUACCAUACGUCUGGCAGUAUUUGCAAGUUCUUUUUUUCCCUUCUGGUUUAUUAAAUAUAAUGUAUCUCACUAUAGCAUUGAAAUAAAAAUGCAGUAUACAGCAAGUGGUACCGUAAUGUAAUUCUAGCUACGCAUGGUCGCAUUAGUGUGGCAGCUACUGUUUGUGCUUUUAACCUCUGUUUUAAACCUUUAUUCUGCAUAUUUAUUCCCUUUCUGUGGAGGGACUUAACCACGAGGUCUGUGAACGCUAACAUGGAAGGCUAGUGUUUGGCAUUGUGCACUAUAUGGUCAAUCGGACACUCAAAUCACAUUUUGAGUACUUGACAUGAUCUUUGGUUUAGAGAUGAAACUACUUCUUAAAAUUCUUUCAGAUCAGUAUUCAAGAUUUUCAUUUCAGGUGGAUUUCUGAGAAGCUGGCACUUGGACUUCGGUAUGUUUACAUUGAAAGCAGAAAGUGCCCAACCACUAAGUAAAUACGAAAAAGCCAUAGAAAAUUAAACUUGACCUUACCUCCAGUCUUAAAUCUUUUGGAAUAGCUGGUAAAUUGAACAAAUAUUGGCUUUAACACUGCAGUUCACAUACAGUUUACAGACCUUGUGGGUGUAAAUGAAUGAUCGAACCGAAAUGGACAGCGCAUUCAUUGCAUCCGUGACCUCUGCUGUCUAUUGCUGUUCACACGCUUUAACAAUGUCCUUUAAAACCUUAAAGCUCCUUGCCUUUUGUUCUGUGCCAUAUGUUCACAAACUGCUGUUCAAGUAUGUAUUAGUUUACUGGUGACUUGAGUCCUUGUUAUGUCUAGCUUCCUGUGAUUCUGUGUUUUCCUAUUGCUGUCCUCUUUCACAUAUUGUUAAAUGCAUUUGCCUGUCUUACUUUUAUAUCCUUGGUGUCUUGUACCCUGUUUUCACUUUGUGCCACAGCUCCCUCUAGAGGCCAUUUUUGAGUCUGCGGAAAUUACCAUCGCAUCAAAUACUAGUGCCACAUUUGUCCUCUCCUACCAUCUGAAUAACAUUUCCGAAUUUAGCCAAUUGGUGUCAGUAAAUGCUGAUAAUCUACUGUAAUCUGUGGCAUUUGUAAUCUUCAGUGAGCCUAGGUAGACACUAGAUGUCACUAGAGUUGUGCUGUUUUGCAAUGUACUGUAUAUUCAUAGAUUGAAACCAAAAAGGGGGCCAACAAUCUUACUGCUACUUGCCAGAAUUAUAAUUUGAGCACUGAAAACUUCAGGCUAGUCCCUUAAAUGCUAUUUGAGCAAUAUAUGGAUUACUGAAAUGCUGAAUUGAUACUAUUAUAAAUAUGUGGACCAAUGCCUCGUAUUUGACAAAUAAAUAGGGGCCUUUACUAUUCCUCACCUUUUGGUUACUUCAAUUUGCACUUAAAAUAUAAAAAUUGGAAUUGUGUGCUUAAGAAAAAAAAAUGUCUUAAUCACUGUCUUUUUACUUUCUUAACACUCAUCGCUCUGCACUCUGACAUUUUAAAGUGUUAAAAGAUUGCUUUUAACUGGCAUUUAGUACAUUGUUAUUAUUGUUGUUCGCCUUUUCACUUUGAUAGUAAAAGGUGGGCGGAACAAUUCACCUCUUCUCUCUCCUCGCAUUUGCCUUGCUUUUAGAGGUCUUUAUUUCCUUAAGUAUAGAUGAAAACACUACUAUUCCCAUCAAUAGUAGAAGUCGCUUAAAAUGUCUUUGGUGUUCUGCUGCAGCUUUUUGAUUUGUCAGAUAUGUCAUAGUUUGAUUUGACACUAAAUGUGAUGCAAAAAGUGGAAAUUCCUUGUCUUCCGAAAAAAAAAAGAAAAAAGAGAAUCGUACUUGCAUCCUCAAAUAGGAGUAAGUAUUAGGAACACCCCAUCUUUGGAAGUUUUCGUUUGGUACCCAGUUUGCACAUGCUAUGGUAUUCCUGUUACCGUAAGGUUGUGUUGAAACUGAUGCCCAACGUGUCUGUAACGUUGAGAGAAGUGAAUUGUAUGUUAGCUAUUAGGUCCGGAGUGAAGGACCUACGUCAGGCUUGUGAUAUGAAGUGUAAAUCUGUUUUUAUUUUUUGUUUAUUUUUUUUAAUGUUUUUUGUUGUUAAGGUUUUUUUUUUUUUUAAGAUCAGUUAGUGAUCUUAGUACUAUAACUAAGCCAAGUUUGUAAUUGUAUAUUUACUGUAAAAUGUAGAACAUUGAAUAACUAUUAAAAUUUUCCUAUAAA
Messenger RNA from Periophthalmus magnuspinnatus, 5432 nucleotides. RefSeq names its product family with sequence similarity 168 member A (gene fam168a). The record is from RefSeq and is a predicted model, not a curated record. Bases 294 to 971 code for a protein of 225 amino acids. Lineage: Eukaryota; Metazoa; Chordata; Actinopteri; Gobiiformes; Gobiidae. The transcript is spliced from 8 exons. Gene Ontology annotation, biological process: positive regulation of base-excision repair.